UUUCUUCGACCCAUUCCCAGUUAGCGGCUGGCAGCAGUUCGAAGAGCUGCAUAAAUAUCUCUCCAAGCAAUGGUGGUGUGCGACGAAAAGGAGCCCUUGCUGCUCGAGGGUGCAGGCCAGAAAGUCUACAGUGCGCUCGUCAGCGACGGCCUCAAAGACCAUGAUCGACGGCGGUCGAGUUGCGGCGAGCUGCCUUGCAGUUCCAAGGGCAGCGACGACCCUUCCUCAGGAGGGACCACCCCCUACUCAGGGUCGUAUCCAUCUUCGCUUGUCGGCAGCAUGGACCGUGUGAUGUACACGUGGACAAAUAUGAACGUCUACUGCGCCCCACAGGAGCAGCGAGAAGGCUUUUUCGGCUGGCACCGCAAGCGAUAUUUCGGAGAGCGGAAACAUAUUUUAAAAAACGUAAACGGCGCGGCCUAUCCUGGAGAGCUCCUUGCUCUAAUGGGCUCGAGCGGCGCGGGUAAAACGACUCUUCUCAACACACUGACCUUCAGGUCAGGCAAGGCACUUGACGUCACCGGAAUGAGAGCCAUCAAUGGCGAGCCGGCGACCGCUGAGGCCAUCACAGCCCUUUCUGCGUAUGUGCAGCAAGACGACCUUUUCAUCGGGACGCUCACUGUUAGGGAGCACUUAAUUUUCCAGGCAUUAGUACGGAUGGAUCGUUGGAUCCCUUACGAGCAAAGGAUGAAGAGAGUCGACGAAGUCAUAUCAGAUCUUGCUCUGUCCAAAUGUGAAAACACUCUGAUUGGAAUCCCAGGCCGCAUCAAAGGCAUAUCAGGAGGAGAAAUGAAGCGAUUGUCUUUUGCCUCCGAGGUGUUAACCGACCCCCCAUUGCUGCUCUGCGACGAGCCCACGUCAGGACUGGACUCUUUCAUGGCGCAGAACGUGGUGCAGGUGCUGAAGAACAUGGCCCUGAAAGGCAAAACGGUCAUUUGCACCAUUCACCAGCCCAGCUCAGAGGUCUUUGCCAUGUUUGACAAAGUCCUGCUGAUGGCUGAGGGGCGAGUUGCCUAUCUUGGCACAACACAUGAAGCUUGCGAAUUCUUCUCUCACCUUGGUGCACCCUGUCCGAGCAAUUACAACCCCGCAGACUUCUUCAUUCAACUUUUGGCUGUGGUUCCCAGUAGAGAAGAAACGUGUAGACAAACAGUCGAGUUGAUAUGUGACACUUUUGAAAAUUCAGAAGCGGGCCAAAAAUACGCCCAACCGCCUUUAAUCACGACCAAAACAGCUUUCGAGGAGGAAAUUGAAAUUGCCCGCCACCCUUACAAAGCAAAAUGGACCGCACAAUUUCGAGCAGUUUUGUGGAGAUCGUGGCUCAGCGUGAAAAAAGAGCCAAUCCUCAUCAAAGUUCGAGUGUUGCAAACAUUUAUGGUUGCUGUGCUAAUUGGCAUUAUGUUCUUUGGGCAAGAGUUGACCGAGGACGGUGUGAUGAACAUCAACGGCGCCCUUUUCUUAUUCCUCACAAACAUGACAUUCCAAAAUGUGUUCGCCGUGAUCAAUGUGUUUUGCUCCGAGCUGCCUAUCUUCAUGAGAGAACACGCGAACGGAAUGUACAGGGCCGACGUGUACUUUAUAUGUAAAACGUUGGCGGAAAUUCCGAUUUUCAUCGCCAUACCCGUCUUGUUCACACUGGUUACUUAUUUCAUGAUCGGUCUCACACCGGAGCCCUACAAGUUCUUCAACACGGCGCUGAUUGUAACCCUCGUUGCAAACGUCGCUACCUCAUUUGGUUACUUUAUAUCGUCCAUAAGCAGCAGCGUCAGCAUGGCACUUUCUAUUGGACCACCAGUUGUAAUUCCCUUCCUUCUCUUUGGUGGAUUCUUCCUGAACACAGGGUCGGUGCCUCCAUACUUCAAGUGGCUGAGCAAUCUGUCAUGGUUUAAAUACGGCAACGAAGCGCUUUUGAUAAACCAAUGGAGCGAUGUUGAUUACAUUGAAUGUGAGCAAAACACAACUUGUCCCAGGAACGGCCAAGUCGUCUUGCAAACUCUCAACUUCUAUGUGGAGGAUUUCUACUUUGACAUCCUGGCGCUGUUUGGACUAAUCUUCUCGUUCAGGAUUUUUGCGUAUGCAGCGUUGCAGUGUCGCGUUUUGAGAAGAACGUAAAACAGGGCUCACCUGCUGUGCCUAAAACUUUGUCCGUGAACUUCAUUCGUGAAAUGCUGGCCACAUUUUGGAUUGUACGGAAAUUAUCAUUUACAGCCGAAAAUAAAAAAGAUUAAAUUUGAGAGAUUGAAGUUGUUUGAUACGUUAUUUCAAACAAAUUUUUAUGAUUAUAAACUUGUCAUAUAGUCAGUUUUAUUUUCAUAUCCAUGUUCAUUUUGUAUGUAUAAGUUGCUAAAUAAAUUAAGGUUUACUGAAAAUGUUGU
Neocloeon triangulifer is the source of this 2375-nucleotide messenger RNA. It is a transcript of the gene w, whose product is annotated as protein white. Gene Ontology annotation, molecular function: ABC-type transporter activity; ATP hydrolysis activity; ATP binding. NCBI's taxonomy places the organism in Eukaryota, Metazoa, Arthropoda, Insecta, Ephemeroptera, Baetidae. The transcript is spliced from 12 exons. Gene Ontology annotation, biological process: transmembrane transport. The coding region runs from base 70 to 2112 and encodes 680 amino acids. The record is from RefSeq and is a predicted model, not a curated record. Gene Ontology annotation, cellular component: plasma membrane.